UUUUAGUUUUUUUCGCUGUGAGUUCUUUUUCCGCCGAGUCGUUAACCCUACAACCGAAGCUAUCGAUUUAAUUUGUAACAAAAUUAAAGACACAACAUGGGAUUUGUUAAAGUAGUGAAGAAUAAGGCGUACUUCAAGCGUUACCAGGUCAAAUUCAGGCGAAGGAGAGAGGGUAAAACCGAUUAUUAUGCCAGAAAGCGUUUAGUCGUUCAGGACAAAAACAAGUACAACACCCCCAAGUAUCGUUUGAUUGUUCGCUUCACUAACAAAGACAUUGUGUGUCAGAUAGCGUACGCCAGAAUCGAAGGUGAUGUUGUGAUAUGUGCUGCAUAUUCACAUGAGUUGCCUAAAUAUGGUGUCAAGGUCGGGCUGACCAACUAUGCGGCUGCUUACUGUACUGGAUUACUUAUUGGACGCAGGAUCUUGAAAAAGUUCAACUUGGAUGGCAUCUAUCAAGGAACCGAGGAAGUCACUGGUGAUGCCUAUCAGGUCGAGUCCCAAGAUGGACAGCCAGGUGCAUUCAGGUGUUACUUGGAUGUUGGAUUGGCACGUACAUCGACUGGAGCUCGUGUCUUUGGUGUCUUGAAAGGAGCUGUUGAUGCUGGCUUGGAUAUCCCUCACAACACGAAGAGAUUCCCUGGCUACAACAGUGAGAGCAAGGAGUUCCAUGCCGAUGUCCAUAGGAAGCACAUAUUUGGUCUGCACGUUGCUGAGUACAUGAGGAACCUCCAACAGGAUGACGAGGAGAUGUACAAGAAACAGUUCUCCAAGUUCAUCACCAAUGGACUCAAUCCUGAUAAUAUUGAGGAGAUGUACAAGAAGGCCCAUGCUGAAAUCAGAAGCAACCCUGAGCAUGUUGUCAAGGAGAAACCAGUCAAGGAAGGCAAACCAAAGAGAUGGAACAGGUCGAAGAUGUCAUUGAAACAGAAGAGAGACAGAGUGAAGCAAAAGAAAGCAACCUUCCUCAAGAAGGCCGCUGAAGCUGCUGAAGAGGAGGAAUAAUUGAACUGAUGCUGAGGAUGUUAUUAUCACGCCAUCUCUCGCGGUGAUAAUAUUCAUGGUGAUGAUGAAUGUAACAACAAUAGUCAUAAUGGCGAACUUGAUGGUUUAGUCGAUGUGAUGUGACGUUGGUUUAGUUAGUUGGUGUUAUUGCUUAUUAUUAAUGAACAGUUACUGCAACAUAAUAUGAUGACUUGCUUUUUGUCAUAUUACUGUUUUGUUACUCUGUUUUGUUAGUAAAAGUUAGAAGUUGAACUGAAGUUUUGAUACAUUCAUCCAAUAAAAUAUUAACAACCGAAUUGAGGUUUUUUUGGGUUUUUAAU
Molecule: messenger RNA, 1322 nt
Organism: Helobdella robusta
Lineage: Eukaryota; Metazoa; Annelida; Clitellata; Rhynchobdellida; Glossiphoniidae
Exons: 9
Coding region: 97-1002 (301 amino acids)
Biological process (GO): ribosomal large subunit assembly; translation
Cellular component (GO): cytosolic large ribosomal subunit; ribosome
Molecular function (GO): structural constituent of ribosome; 5S rRNA binding
Source: RefSeq, a predicted model, not a curated record